Neocloeon triangulifer is the source of this 2142-nucleotide messenger RNA. RefSeq names its product urea transporter 1-like. Gene Ontology annotation, biological process: urea transmembrane transport. Lineage: Eukaryota; Metazoa; Arthropoda; Insecta; Ephemeroptera; Baetidae. The record is from RefSeq and is a predicted model, not a curated record. Gene Ontology annotation, molecular function: urea transmembrane transporter activity. Bases 423 to 1700 code for a protein of 425 amino acids. Gene Ontology annotation, cellular component: membrane. The transcript has 8 exons.
AUAAUACCACCCAACAAGUUAAUGUUGCUCUUAGAACAUUGGCAUAAUAUAAGUUAUUUGUGUUGAGGUGUUUUGCGUAAAAAAAGACAGUACAAGAGUUUAGUAAUAAUGGUGUAAAUAGGUCGCGUUUGUAAUAAUCCAGCGAGCGACGCGAACAGCGAGGGUGUGCUUGGAGAAACAGGACAAAGGCUCCAGGACCAUAUUAUUUAUUAUUAUUGUAUGUACCAGCAACUCAGCAAGCGCGAGGAAUCCCGCGGUGCGGCCGUAAAACCAGCAGGCGAGAGAGAGAAAAGCGCGCCCCCACCCCUCGAUGCACAUUCUGCGGCGUGAAAAAUAAACGAGAGAAACCGACCGACAUAGGUUAUUUCGCAGAGUGCGAGUGAGACAACUUGUGGCCGCAUCACACUUUCCCGGAAAAGAGAAUGAGCGACUCGCCGAAAAAAGAGGAGGCGGAAAAGCAGCCAGAGAUCAACAUCGAGAUGGAGACACCGGCCACGGAGGAAGCCACCGUGCCACUGUCCGGCGAGGAGCCCACGAAGAAGGAGACCUCAGGCACCACCAAGGGGGUGGUCGGGGUGCUGGGCAGCUUCAAGUGGCUCUCGUUGUGCGGCGAUGCACCCCUCAUUACUGACAAGCUGGACCACGCGAUUGACGAGUCCAAGACGAGGGUCAAGCGCGCCUUCUACUACCUGAUGCACUUCCUCGACGUCACCGGAAGGAACUUCGGACAGGUGUGUUUUGCCAACAACCCUAUUUCCGGCUUUCUUAUCCUGGCCGGAUUAGCUGUCGGAGACCCACUGGUCGCCCUUUGCGGUUUCGUCGCCUCCACCGUCGGCAUCUUCUUCUCCCUGCUGAUGCAACAACCUCGAGGCUCAAUCCGUGCCGGUCUUUGCUGUUACAACGCAGCUUUGUUUGGUGCCGUCCUACCCGCUUUGGCUCUCGGCCCCAACCCAUGGGCUGAACCUCUAACGGUCUGGAUUUGCGUUGUCCUUGGCUCAAUUUUCACGGUGGUCAUCACAGUUUCUGUGGCAAACAGUCUCUCCUCUCUGAAACCAGCAAUCCCUCUGUUCACGCUGCCCUUCAACCUGGUCGCCCUCUUUGCUGUCGUCGUCCUCAGGGUGCACCACCAGGCUCAACAACCAACCAGGGUUCCAAAUCCCGAUUUCGACUGGAUGCAUCUUGUCGAGGGUAGCUUCUUGGGCGCCGGACAAGUAUUUGCCGUGCAGGACCUGUACUGCUCCGGACUAGUGCUCUUUGGAAUGCUGAUCUGCUCGCCCGUUCUCGCCCUGGCUGGGUUCUUUGGAUCACUUGUUGGAACCUUCCUUGGUGCUGCCGUGAGUGCCAACCUGUGGAAUGCUGCGUACAACGGCAUCCUUGGCUACAAUGCAUUCUUGGCCUCGUGCGCCGUCUGCUUCUUCUACGUUCCCACCUGGCGCAGCUUCCUGGUUGCCUUCCUGAAUGCCGCCCUCACCGUCAUCGUCCAGGUUGCCCUGGGAUGGGCAUUUGCUGACACUGCUCUGCCUGUGCUGACCCUGCCUUUUGUGGGCGCGUCUCUCAUCGUGUUGGGCAUGACUGCUGAGAAGGAGGCCCUUCCUCGCUCGAUGGCGCCCUUGACCUUCCCGGAACAGCACCGCGCCAAGUGGCUGCAGGACGCGCGCCGUGAGAGCGUCCAGUCCACCGACACCAACACCCAUCCAUAAGAAAAAAAAAUUAAAAAUCCAUUUUUCUAGAUAAAUUGUAAAAUGAGGAGACUUGAAGCAACAAUACACAAUCAUGUUUUAGGAGUAUAUAAGCUAUAUUGCCAGUAGUACAAGAUUUCCAGCCCAGCCACUCUUGGGAGUUUUCAUUACAAAUCUCAGUGGUUUGGGCUCAAGAGAGAUUCUAGAACCAAGUUGAAUACAUGUACAGAGUACUUAAUUAUGCUGGUGUGUUCUUGACUGUUUGGAUGUUCGUUGUAUGGACCAAAAAAUUUUAGUAUAAAUGCCAAAAUCGUAUUAGGUUUAUUAAAAAAAAAAUUACACCGACUCAUUUGUCACCGGAUUAUUUUAUAAUUAAUUUUUACAAGUGCAUGUAUUUUAAAUUUUAGUCUCUGCAUCACAAAUUUUUUGAGUACAAAACCAAUAAACGGAGUAUUUUCUUGUA